This is a messenger RNA of Lachancea dasiensis, 2703 nucleotides long. NCBI's taxonomy places the organism in Eukaryota, Fungi, Ascomycota, Saccharomycetes, Saccharomycetales, Saccharomycetaceae. The record is from the annotation of a GenBank genome assembly.
AUGCCAAAUUGGAAUCCAGAUGAAACCUCUUUGUUGCAGAUUGUAUCUGUGGUCUUAGACUCCAUGUCACCUAUGCAGGAGAAGAGAACUCAUGCGAUGGAUCUUCUAAACAGCUUCAAGUCCCAGACCGAAUUUUGGAAUUAUCUAUGCUAUAUGCUAACAUCUCCAGAUCUCUCAGCAGCCUUGGGUUCUCAAUUAUCUCUUCAGGACAUUCAAAAUAGCCGCGCGGCUGCCGGGAUGAUUUUGAAAAACUCCGUUCUCGAGGGUUGCAAGGACUAUGAUCUCGAUUAUGUUAAACACCAUAUAGUCAGAGGCCUACUCUCAGACCAGCCACUGGUAUCUAACGUUACUGGUAUUGUCAUAACUGCUUUAUUCUCUUCUUAUUAUCGAAAAAAUCGCCACGACUCCUCCGGCGUGGAACUGCUAUCACAACUUCUCGAGUUGAUGGCGAACGGAAACGAGGCAAGUGCAAAGGCUCUUUCGAAGAUCAUGGAGGAUAAUGCCCAAUUCCUGCUGUUGGAGUGGUCAGGCCAGGUGAAACCUAUGGAUACACUAGUGGUCAAGUUUCUGACAUUCAUGCUUUCAGCAGCUAGCCCACUUAUCAGGGCUGAGUCUAUUAAAUGCCUGAAUCAAGUAAUACCACUGCAGACUCAAAGCUUCAUCGUUAAGUUAGACGAGUUUUUAUCAAACAUUUUCCGGUUGGCAGAAAGCGAUCCGAGUGAUUCUGUAACUGUCCAGAUUUGCGCUUCACUAGUUGAAUUGUUGGAAUUUAGACCUGACAAACUGAUAGACCACCUGAGAGGUAUAAUAAGCUUCGUGUUGCAUGUACUAAGUACCUCUAGGAACGAGACAGUGGCACUACAGGCCGGCGAAUUUUUACUAGCAUUUGCUUCCAAUUCUUAUAUCCCGGAGAGCGCAGUGGAACCGUUUGUAAACGAAAUGGUCCCUACGUUGCUCUCAAAUAUGGUUCAUGGGGAAGAUGAGUUACUUAUGCUUGAGGCUUCGAAUGACGAUGAUGCGGAGUUGGAAGAUAAAGACGAAGACAUCAAACCCGCAACUGCUAAAAUAAGUAAGAAAAGGGAAGAAGCGAACCUUGACGACGACGAAGGAGUAGAUGACGAUGACGAAUUUGACACCGUCUGGAACUUGAGAAAGUGUUGUGCAGCAACUUUGGACAUUCUCACGAAUACAUUACCCAGGCAGGUUCUGUCUGUUGGAUUUCCGAUUUUGAGAGAACAUUUGUCUGCAGAUCAGUGGUACGUCCGCGAAGCUACGAUUUUGGCCUUGGGUGCUAUGGCUGAAGGUGGUAUGCGUUAUUUUGCUGAUCAACUUCCAGCGUUAAUUCCAUUUUUGCUUGAAAAACUGCACGAUCAUUGGGCUCCAGUAAGAACAAUAACAUGUUGGACUCUGAGCAGAUUUUCUAUGUGGAUCUUAGCGGAUAACACACAGUUUUUACUGCCGGUAAUGGGUUCGAUCAUGGAGGUGUUGAUGGAUAAGAAGAAAAUGGUUCAGGAAGCUGCAAUUAGCAGCGUGGCUGUAUUUAUAGAAAACUGCGAUGCUGAAUUAGUUGAAACUUUACUCUACAACGAUCUCCUAAUAAAGUUCAACCAGUGCUUCCAAUUGUAUCAAAAGAAGAACUUAAUUAUCCUUUACGACGCCGUGGGCAGACUUGCUGAAAAGUGUGAAUUUGACGAGGCUGCUAUGAAUCCUAUACUGCCUCACUUGAUAAAUAAGUGGAGCUCUUUGUCUGAUACAGACAAAGAGCUUUGGCCGUUGCUGGAAUGCUUAUCAUACGUAGCCGCCUCUUUGGGGGAAAAAUUUGCACCCAUGGCCCCAGAGGUGUAUCAACGAGCUUGGAGGAUUUUGGUCCAUUGUGUGGAGCUCGAGACAAGAUCGCAGCAUGACCCCAGAGUUGAAGUUCCAGAGAAGGACUUCACUGUAACAUCACUAGACUUGAUCGAUGGUUUAGUACAGGGAUUGGGAUCCGCUAGCCAAGAAUUGCUAUUUCCACAGGGCAACAAAGCUGCAUUUCAAGUACUCAGCCAGUGCUUGCAAGACCCUGUUCAUGAGGUGAGGCAAAGUGCGUUUGCUCUUUUAGGUGACAUUGCCUAUUCAUAUGAUCCAGCACUAUUUGACGAUGAUGUGUGUGUGGAAUUCUUAAAACACAUUAGCACAGAGCUCAUACACAAUGACGAUAUGGAUGCCACUCCUUCUGUGAACAAUGCAGUAUGGGCUCUUGGCUUGAUGAGCGAACGAAUUAAUAUCGCCAAUUAUGUGAUCGAAAUAUCGCGUGUGGUAUUAGAUAAGUUUUGCAACUCGACGAGAGUCAUCCACAGUUCGGUACUUGAAAAUCUAGCUGUAUCCAUUGGUAGGAUGGCCCGAAUGCAUCCUGAAGUUUUCACGACCGAACCCUUUGCCCAAGACGCAAAUUGGUCUCGAUGGUGCGAGCUUGCUAUGAAAUUGUCAGACGCAGAAGAGAAGACCGCGGCAUACCAUGGCUUCGUCAAGAUAUUAAAUCUUACCAGUAAUACUACCAAUAUGUCGUCGUCCACCAUCCACAAGAUGAUCAAGGGAUUGUCUCAAAAUGUGGAAAUUUCAGAAUUUGCCGAGGAUCUUUACGCCUUGUUGAUGACCUUAUCCGAUAGUCUACAUUUAAUUAAGUUCUCCCCAGAAGAAGUCUACUUUUUGAGGCAGUUUUCCUGA